Molecule: messenger RNA, 707 nt
Organism: Austrofundulus limnaeus
Lineage: Eukaryota; Metazoa; Chordata; Actinopteri; Cyprinodontiformes; Rivulidae
Product: butyrophilin subfamily 2 member A1
Biological process (GO): T cell receptor signaling pathway; regulation of cytokine production
Cellular component (GO): external side of plasma membrane
Molecular function (GO): signaling receptor binding
Source: RefSeq, a predicted model, not a curated record
CUCCCUGCUAAUCAGGAAGAAACCUCCAGUAGAACCAGGCUCAGGACAGGAGACCAUCUGCCUCGACUGGCUGGUUCUCCAGUCUCAGUGCAGCGCGGCUUGACGGCCACGUUGCCCUGCUGGCUCGCUCCGUCCCAAAGUGCCGAGGACCUGGAGGUACGCUGGUACCAUGGCAGGGAUCAGUACGACACCCCCGUCAUGCUCUACAAGUCCAAAAUGUUUGAUCAAGAAUCCCMGAAAGCUUCGUACGCUGGCCGAUUCGAUUUCGGUUUUAAGGACCCCACGUCCGGAGGGCUGAGUUCAGGMGACGUGAGCUUGAAGCUGAAGAACGUUACAAUUGAGGACGUUGGGAACUACACGUGUCUCGUCAGCAGCUUCAAAGAGUUUGAGAGCUCAAGCGUGAGUCUGCAUGUGACAGAAAUGGGAAGCCCCCCUAUCCUGUCUGUUGUGUGGGAAAAAGACAACAUGUUGAACUUGAGCUGUGAAUCUAAAGGCUGGUACCCUCAGCCUGAGCUGCGCUGGUCAGACAGGAAUGUUAAAGAACUCGCCACUAAUAAUCUGGUGAAUGCCAAAGACCCCGCCGGUCUUUUUUCAGUCCACAGCUGGCGUCAUGUCCCCAACUUGUUUGACAUGUCCUGCUCUGUCGGUCUCUCUAAAAAAGAGACAAAGACAGCCAGGAUACGCCUGGGAAGUCCUCCGAGAUCACU